AUGCCUAAAGAACCAAAACAAAGGCAGGAUGAUAAUAUCCCACCACCACCACAAAACAAUCCACGCCAAUGUCAUUUCUGGGUGAAGCGAAAAAGACGAUAUUGUCAUCUUCCGACAAAAUUAGGAAACAAAUUCUGUGGUGAACAUUUGAUUUGUGAUCAAGAAGGAAAGAGAAGAAGAAUUCCAUGUCCAUACGAUCGAUCGCACACGGUGUAUGAGGACGAGUUACAAUCACACCUGAGAAAAUGUAACGCAAGACCUCUUCCUAAACAACCUUACUUUUCCCUCGAUAUCAACUGUACACUGGCAUCAUCCGAUUCCCAUACAAAAAUUGCGCUAUCAGAGCUUCCAAAGGAAGAACUUGACGCUUUGAUUAAAAAAAUCGAACAAUGGUACGACUUGCUCGUGCCCGAGAUACAAACAUCUGUCUUGGAUCAUCCAGUGCUGCAAAAAAAGAUGGAAACAUUAAAGAAUACAAAACAUGCUAUUCAGCAGGCGUCUCUCCUGGGACACAUGGAAAAAUUGUCACUAUUGCCAAAGGACGGUUGUUUUAUUGAAUUUGGUGCUGGUAAAGGAGAAUUAUCGAGAUUCGUUCAGGCGGCGGUUGCUGACGAUGGCAGUGCAGUAUUUAUUUUAGUUGAUAGGAAGAAUAUGCGCUUGAAGUUUGAUUCCAACAUUCGAGCUGCUUCCGAUCCAUCGGCUGUAAGACGUAUAUGGAGUGACAUUAAAGAUUUAGAUUUGUCAAAGGUUGAUUUAAUCGAAAACAAGAAAGUGAUCGCGUUUUCCAAACACUUGUGUGGAUCUGCGACGGAUGUCACUCUUAAAGCGCUUGUCAAUCUUGCAAAGUCUACAGAUCACGGGUAA
Molecule: messenger RNA, 864 nt
Organism: Paraglomus occultum
Lineage: Eukaryota; Fungi; Glomeromycota; Glomeromycetes; Paraglomerales; Paraglomeraceae
Source: the annotation of a GenBank genome assembly